Molecule: messenger RNA, 1131 nt
Organism: Chondrus crispus (carragheen)
Lineage: Eukaryota; Rhodophyta; Florideophyceae; Gigartinales; Gigartinaceae
Exons: 2
Coding region: 1-771 (256 amino acids)
Source: RefSeq, a predicted model, not a curated record
AUGUCUCCAACAUGGCAUGUAUGUUAUCGCGAACCAAACAGAACUUCUUUAGUCAAGAUCGGUGAUCCGCGUGCCGGGAAGCUGAUGUUGUCCGACGGGUGCGGUGGAUAUGUAAGAAAUUCGGUCUACCACAAUCCUGCUGCGGAGAAGUUUGAAGAAAUGUGCGAGUGUGGGAAGUGUUUGGAGUUAGGAUAUUCUUCAGGGGUGUUGACGAGUCGUGUGGACGGUAGGACGGUGCUUCGAAUUGCGCAGAGUGUCGAGGGGGACGCGGAAUUCGACAAGGCAGAGGAAGCGGCUGAAGAUUCUCUGGACGUCGUAUUUCUAUGCUUAGACCGUUUUCCGGCAACUUUAAGCCUCAAACUCCUAUCAGAGAUGUGCCGAAUAAGCAUGCUCACGGCAGCAUUAGCGGUGAUGCAGCUGGGGGCUCAGGGUCAUGAGAGGGCAUCGAAAAUAUGUUACGCAGCAGCGGGAGACUCAGGCGUAAAACCUAUAGGUAAAGAUCCCCGAAGGUCAAAAACACCCGAACUUCUUAUGCCAAGUGAGAUGAUCAAGGCUAUCUUUGUCAAGGUCGCCGGGCGCUGGUACUCUAGACUGGACGGGAGGCGCGCUGUAUUUUCACAGCCAGGCGGUGACAUGCUACACGUUACAUUCACCGAUGAUUGCUCGGAUGAGGGUGAGCAGGUGGAAAUUGAUGACAAUCCGAACCAGGUUUUGGGUAAAAACGGGAGAGGGCGAGGAAGAACUCAAGAAAGACAGAGGUCAAGGCCUUAACAAACGUCGAGAAAAACGGACUGUCAGUUCGAUGUGAACUCAAUCUGUCCAAGAAGACUGACUCUACAAUACACUAACGCGAAGUAUGGUGAGAUUCCAGACAUCAUACGACUAUCGCCUCUGUUACAGAGAACGGUGGAGAUGUUAGUGCCAAUGACUGGGAGCUAUGUCCUUACUAAAAAGGUGUUAUUCCACUUGUCAGUCUUGUCGUACCAAGAAACUGAAACGCGUGUAACCGCGUUGUCUGACACCAAACAACGCGGAGAUGGCAAUGUAGGUAUGUGCAGCUCAGACAGAGAGAAAAUCAUGAGUCAAGAAGCUCGAGACGGGAAUCACCUACUAAAUGCCAAUGGCUUUAAA